Messenger RNA from Culex quinquefasciatus (southern house mosquito), 2957 nucleotides. Its product is annotated as neuroguidin. The transcript has 4 exons. The coding region runs from base 700 to 1755 and encodes 351 amino acids. Lineage: Eukaryota; Metazoa; Arthropoda; Insecta; Diptera; Culicidae. Gene Ontology annotation, biological process: maturation of SSU-rRNA from tricistronic rRNA transcript (SSU-rRNA, 5.8S rRNA, LSU-rRNA). The record is from RefSeq and is a predicted model, not a curated record. Gene Ontology annotation, cellular component: small-subunit processome; nucleolus.
UUUUUGUUUUCCUCGUGCACGCGCGCGUGGUCCUUCAGGUCGGCGAUUUUCUCGCGUGGUUUUUAUUCUGUCCCCUCGUUCACAGCUCGUGUCCUGUUUUCCCUGGCGCGGCCAAAAGCGGUCCUUAUUUACCCCUCUUUCGCGAGUACAUAACCCCGGUGCGCAAGUAUUGGUUCCGUCGCGAACCCGGCAAGGAUCUCCGAUCAGGACUCGCGGUGGUGUGUGCGUGUCAACCCGGCGACGACGUCCGCUCUUACGCAGCACAGAUUCACGGCUGCGGCAAUCGUUGUCAAGUCCCACUGGAAGCCGGACGCGAAAUUGUUUCUGGGAGUCGCGCGCGCUUCAAAGCAGUUGUUGGUUGCUGAUUGUGAGUGUGGUGGAGUGGAGUUUUCCCGGUGGUCAUCCCGGAUUGGAUUAGGAGGAAUCACGGUGAAGGACACCGAAACGGUUCCGGACUGACUGGAAGUGACGAAUGUUGGAUUAAAAGUGAAAUUUAAAAGUUUGAAACACUUCCUGGGACAAGUACUGUCCUCACGGGCUCCUUAGUGUUGGUGUUGUGGCCAAGUCCCUAAAGAGGACACUUUCUCAAGAAGGUGCAACCGGCGCAAGUAGAAGCAUUGUAAACAAAAACGCAACAGCGAGCUGUUCGUGCAAAGAUUCUUAAGAAUCUCCAACCGAAGAUCAUCAAAAUCAGCCAAAAUGGUACAGGCCCUCGAUGAGUACGAUAUCCAGCCGGAUCUGCCCCAGGCCCUGCGACUGCUGGACGAGAUGAACAGCAACUUCCAGCAGGUCUCGGACGUGGUCGGGAACAUGCUGCAGCGCGUCAAAACCGGCGAGCUGUCCACCGAGUACGGGCUGAACUUCCUCGAGAUCAAGUACCACAUGCUGCUCAACUAUCUGAUCAACCUGACGUACGUGGUGCUGCGAAAGUGUUCCGGCCACAAAAUCGAAAACGACCCAUCGAUCGACCGACUCAUCGAGAUCCGCACCGUGCUCGAGAAGGUCCGCCCGAUCGACUACAAACUGCGCUACCAAAUCGACAAACUCGUCAAAACAGCCGUCACGGGCACCAGCACCGCUGACGAUCCGACCUCCUUCAAGGCCAACCCCGCCAAUCUGAUGUCACAGCUGCCCGAGUCGGCCGCCAAGGAUCCCAACUCCGACGACGACGAGGACGGUGCCGAGUCGGACGAUUCGGCGAAAAUCAUGGCGAAACUGCGCAAAGCCAAGGCCGGAGGCCGGCCCGGAAAGCGCACGGAACUGACGGCGGACGAAGUGGAAGCCAGCAGUGAGCUGUACGUGCCCCCGAAGCACAUGGCCGUACCGUACGAGGAGGAUUCCAAGAUGGAACGGGCGAGGAAGCAGGCGGAACGGGCUCGCAAGCGGGCGUUGGGGUCGUCGAUGAUUCAAGAGCUGAAGGAAGAGUAUCUGGACACACCGCUGGAGAUUUCGUCCAGCUCGCGGGCGCUGCAGAAGUUGUCGCGGAAGGAGCGCGAACGGGAAGAGUACGAGGAGAAGUACAUGAUGCGGCUGCCGGUGACGAAGGCGGACAAGCACCGGAGUCGGAAGCUGGAGACGUUGGGCACUCUGGGCGACGAGCUGACGAGCUUCGGUGACAUUAGCGCGCUCGACGGCGGUGACGACGACAACGACGGGCUUCCGUCGUCCGCUGGGAAAAAAUCCGGCGGAGGCGGUAAAAAGCGCAAAGCUUUGGGCGGUAAAAAGCACGCGGGUAAGAAGCGACGGUUCCGUUAAGCGGAUUUUUUUCCGGUAUGUUUGAUUUUGAUUUGAUUUUUUUUCCUUCACGAUUGAGAAAGGGGCUUAAGUUGAUUUGAAUAAAUGUUAGAGUGUUUGGUUUAUUGGAAAUUUUCCGUUUCGAAUUACAGCUAAGAAGUUUAUUUCAAGUUUUGAUUUUUAUCAAAUGUUUUUCGUCCCCUGAAAACAAAUGGUUAUCAUAAAACAAGCUAAGUUUAAGAGAAGAGAAAGUAAAUAAAAUCACAUAGAGCGAUAAUGAAAUUAAAUCUUACAACAAGAGUUACUGUUGCUGAAAUAUGAAAUAUUAAUUUUAAAUAACAAGAAAAAUACACUCACCAAGAGCCUUUAUGAUAUAUUUAUACGAGAAUAUUUUCACGUUUCUUCCAAAUGAAAAGAACACGCGGGAGAUCUUGGGUGGGAACUUUUUCGCGAUCGAUCUUUUUUGAGACUGGUUCUUUCGCUUUGAAAUCACUCACAAAUACAAGCACUUGCAGUCACACAAAUGAACGUAUAGAUACAGAGAGAGUACUACUGUAAUAGAACUAUUACAAAAAAAAACACAAACCGAAACAGUUGUUGCCUUUUUAACGAUAGUGAAUAAUAUUGGAUUAGUUUUUUCUUAAAUGUUGACCAGUUUUGUGUUUUUAACUAUAACACGAAGAAGCAUAAUCAGCUGCAAUUAAAACAGGACAUUCUCGGCGAAAGAGACGCGACUCAAAGUUAUGCGGGCGUAAAAGUUCCUCCCCCUUAAAAAUGUUCUCCCAACUGGUGUUAGUUUCACAAACUAACGCAUAAAACAACAAAACGGAAACACAGCAUUAUUUUGUACAACCAAAUAAACAAUAGUGCGAGGGCGCGCAGAGGCGACGGAAUACAGUUUACAAACAAAAACAGAAUCAAACACAUUUUUUAAGAGAAGCAAAUAUCCUAAUACAAAUCCUAGCAGAGUUACUACAGUCUUACAGAAAGAAUAAGAAAUAAUACAAAACACAAAAAAAUAGAACGUCCAAAAUACACGAAUAAAAAGCUAAAUCAGGCUGCAAUCACAAUAAAACUCGUGAGAAAAAGGUGGUGAAACAGUUAAAGUUCACUAACAACUAGUUGUUACUUGUUCCCCUAUUGAUUUACGUUUGAUUUUUUUCUACUAGCAUUAUUUAAGUUUCUGUUUUUCAAUAAAUUUCUCUUUUAGUUGGUAGCCCUUU